Messenger RNA from Symbiodinium sp. CCMP2592, 633 nucleotides. The record is from the annotation of a GenBank genome assembly. NCBI's taxonomy places the organism in Eukaryota, Dinophyceae, Suessiales, Symbiodiniaceae.
AUGGCAUCUAGGUCCACUGCAACCAUGGGUGUGGCGCUGGGCGCCAUGGGCGCAGCCUCCUUCGUAGCCCAGGCCUUCGUGGCACCUUCGGCAGCACCCGCAGCACCUCAGCUUCGGGGAGCCUCCGAGGUGUCUGAGAAGACCAGCGGACGUAGCCAGGCAGUAGCGGCCACAGCAGUCGCAUCUGCAGCCCUAGCGCUCGCUUCCAGCGGCCGCCGCGCCGGUCGCGGGGCGGCGGUGGCCAGAAAGGCAGAGGCUACAGGGGCCACAAAUGAGAAGCCUUUCGCCGGAGGCCUCAUCGGCGGGGAGUCCGCCUUUGCCGGGCAGGAGUUCAACUUCGACCCACUGGGCCUCUCCGUGAAGUGCGAGAAGUACCUGCCCUGGUUCCGGGAGGCGGAGCUGAAGCACGGUAGGAUCGCGAUGCUGGCCUUCGUUGGCCUCGUGGUGCCGGAGUUCGUUCGCGUCCCAGGCCCAGAUGCAUGCUACGCAGCCAAGACCGUCGUGGAUGCCCACAACGCCUGCGUGGGCAACCCACCCUUCCCGUUCCUGGUGAACGCAGAGGACAAGGGCGACUUAGUAGGGGUUAGUAGGAUCUGGGGUCCUUGUGAGUACAGCCCAUGCUAUCGAAGCUGA